This is a messenger RNA of Tribolium madens (black flour beetle), 1456 nucleotides long. RefSeq names its product zinc finger protein 664-like. Gene Ontology annotation, biological process: regulation of transcription by RNA polymerase II. The record is from RefSeq and is a predicted model, not a curated record. NCBI's taxonomy places the organism in Eukaryota, Metazoa, Arthropoda, Insecta, Coleoptera, Tenebrionidae. The transcript has 4 exons. The coding region runs from base 67 to 1365 and encodes 432 amino acids. Gene Ontology annotation, molecular function: zinc ion binding; DNA-binding transcription factor activity; RNA polymerase II cis-regulatory region sequence-specific DNA binding. Gene Ontology annotation, cellular component: nucleus.
UAGUUCGAUUUCUAGGUUAUGUCAUUGAUUGUUGACAAAUUUAUUUAUGUCUAGAUUUCCCUAAAAAUGAAUUUUAAGAAUUAUUCCAGCGUUUGUAGAACUUGUAUGUCUCAAAAUAUGAACUUAAAACCAAUUUUCAAUACGGAAGAAGCCUUCGAUCAAGAAAUGACUCUUUGUGACAUGUUAAUGGCAUGUGCUCCAAUAAUGAUAAUAAAAAAUGACGGUUUGCCCGAUAGUAUUUGUGUGAAUUGUAUUGAGGAAUUGCGUAAAGCGUUUUCAUUCAGGAAAAUGUGCGAAAAGUCAGACACAACCCUAAGGAAUUGUUUAAAUAAUCUAAAACCUGUUAUAGUACAAACUAGUGAUGAAAUUGAAGACAUUAAGCCAAAUAUAAAUGAAGACUUGGUUGAAGAGAAUCAAACUGAUUGGGGAGAUGAUACUUUACUAUCAAAUGAAACUUCAGACGAUACAAGUAAUGAAGAUAAUUUUGAAAGAAAUUUAAAGGAAGAUGUUGAAAAUAACACAAAAACGCGAGAAAGUGAAAGGCGGAAACGUUCAUACAAAUGCAAAGAAUGCAAUGAAGAGUGUUUGGGGCUAGCUUCAUAUUGGAAGCACAUGAAUAAUGUGCAUGGAACAAAGUUAAAAUGUGACUUUUGUGACAAAGAGUGCAAGACCCCAUAUUUACUAGAAGAACACAAAUCUUCAUGCCAUGUUGAAAACGAACCCAAACCAAAACGCACAAGAAAGAGAACUGGAAUAACCAAAAAACGCAAUCUACCUCGCACUUGUGAUGUUUGCAACAAAACUUUCAGAUUCCACAGCAAUUUAGAACGCCAUCUACUAACACACACUGGGGAGAGACCCUAUCUGUGUAACGUCUGUGGCAAAGGCUUCGGGCAAUUGUCAUACCUCAAAAUACACUCCUUCAUACACACUGGUGAAAAGCCAUACAAGUGCCAAAUGUGCGACAAGAGUUUCGCCGCCCCCGGGACUCUCAUGACCCACAUACGAAUCCACACAGGCGAAAGACCACACGUUUGUAAAAUUUGCGGCAAAGAUUUUCCACAGUCGGGGUAUUUGUCGGCGCACAUUAGGACACAUACCGGGGAAAAACCGGUGGAAUGUCAAGUUUGCCAUCGCCGGUUUAAUCAAAGUGGGAGACUUGUCAUACAUAUGAGGAUACACAGCGGGGAAAAACCGUUUUCGUGUAAUGAAUGUGGGAGGAGUUUCGCCGUUAAAGGGACGCUUAAGAAGCAUAUAAGGACGCAUACGGGGGAAAGGCCGUAUGUGUGUAGUGUGUGUGGACAGGCGUUUGCUCAGAGUGGCACUUUGGCCACUCACAUGAAGGUUCAUAGACCCAAGCAAUGAUUCAGUUUUGAGUAAAUUUCAAAUUUUGUUUUCAUUUGUUUAUCCUUAGUGCCCUUUAAGUUUUCUCUGCAAUAAAGAGUCGUGAUUGAGA